Mya arenaria is the source of this 2440-nucleotide messenger RNA. Its product is annotated as heat shock 70 kDa protein 12A-like. NCBI's taxonomy places the organism in Eukaryota, Metazoa, Mollusca, Bivalvia, Myida, Myidae. The coding region runs from base 174 to 1904 and encodes 576 amino acids. The transcript has a single exon. The record is from RefSeq and is a predicted model, not a curated record. Gene Ontology annotation, molecular function: ATP-dependent protein folding chaperone; ATP binding.
UAUAUCAACAAAAUAGCCUAACAGCUACUAGAAAAGAUGUUUUCAGAACCUGACCAGGAAGUAGAAGCUGCAGUGAUUGUAGGGAUAGACUUUGGGACCACAUACAGUGGCUAUGCCUUCAUGUUCACCAGUUUAGAUAUAACAACAAAAUAGCCAAAAAGCUUUGAGAAAAGAUGUUUUCAGAACCUAACCAGGAAGUUGAAGCUGCAGUGAUUGUAGGGAUAGACUUUGGGACCACAUACAGUGGCUAUGCCUUCAUGUUCACCAGUGAUCCCACCUCCAUCUACACAGCCAUGGGGGAGGAGAGGGAGCCCACUUGUGUUCUCCUCAACCCAGAUAAGACAUUCAAUGCCUUUGGUAAAAAGGCUCUUAUUAACUACGCAGAGUUAGAACCGGAGGAACAUCAAUCACACUACUUUUUCAACCACUUCAAGAAAAAACUGUAUGAGAGUAAGAAACUAACAAGGGAAACAUCUCUCCAAGAUCACACUGGAAAGGAGAUGAAAGCAAUGGAUGUUUACAGUAUUGUCUUCGAGUAUUUCCAUAGAAGAGCUAUGGAACAUGUUGGCCAAGUGAAAUGUUAUCAAACCAGUCAAGGAUUUUCUUCAAAGCAUAUCCUGUGGAUGCUAUCAAUACCGGCCAUUUGGACAGAUUCUGCCAGACAGUUCAUGCGUGAAACUGCUACAAAUGCAGGGAUGAAAAAUGUCAGGCUGGUCCUUGAACCAGAGGCAGGUGCUUUAUAUGCCAUCGAUAAACCACUAAAUGUAAGAGAGGACAUGUCAAAUGAAAGGUUUGCAGUAGGACACAAAUACAUUUUGGCUGACCUUGGGGGAGGUACCAUUGACAUUUGUAGUCAUGAAAUCCUCGAUAGUAGAAAACUCUGUGAACUGUACAGAGCUACCGGGGACUAUGCUGGGGGAUCAAGAGUUAACCAUGAAUUUGAAAAGUUCUUAGUGAGACUGUUUGGCGCUCCAGCACUUGAUGAAUUUAGAACAAAAUUUACACAUUCCUAUCAGGAUUUUAUACAGACAGUAGAAACAAAAAAGUGUAUGUUUUCAUGCAGUACAGAUAAAACAACAUUACCACUAGACUACGACUUUGUAACAUUGGUGGAAAAAGACAAUGAAGAAGCCAUUGAUGAAAUGGUAAAAGGUUCAAGGUACAAAGACCUUGUGCAGUACAAGAUUACGGGUCGUCGUCUUAUUCUCAAUCAUUCAGUUGUGAAGGAGUUUUUUGACAGCUCCGUGGACAUUAUAAUCGAAAAACUGAAAGAGAUUCUGUCUGCCUGUCCUCAAGACAACAUCACCAGUCUGCUGUUGGUCGGUGGUUACUCCGAGUCACCAUAUGUAAGGGAAAGAAUACAGCAAAACUUUCCUCAACUGACCACAGUGAUAGUAGAAAAUGGGAGACUGGCAGUGAUGAAAGGGGCUGUAAUGAUGGGACUGAAACCAAGAAACGUCAUCCAGAGGAGGGCUAGAUUCACAUAUGGGUUUAGUACAUAUGCACUCUUUGUUGAAGGCAAGCACCCAGAACAGUUUAAAAAGAACUUCGAUGGUAGGACCUGGUGUAAGGGUGUGUUUGAUAAGCUGAUAGAGAGGGGUGAGCUUCUACAACACCAGCAGGAAUUCUCUAAGAAAUUCUAUAAAUGCAUACAAACAAAGAGUAAACAGUUGGAGUCUCAUUUAUCCCUGUGGGGGUCUCCAAAGCCUAACCCCAGGUACUGUUACCUGGAGGAUGACCAGUGUGAGCGCGUUGGUGUGAUCAAUGUACCAUCUCCUCCUGGGGGCUGGCCUGAUGAGAUAAAUCAUACAGGGAAAUUGGUAGUGGGUGAGACAGAGUUCACCAUGAAACUGUUCAUAGAGGAGACUGGUCAGGAAUAUGAAGCAAACGUUGAUUUCCUGUGAACAGUUAUGAGAUGUGUGUAACAAACAUUGACUUUAUGUGAACAGUUAUAAGAGAUGUAUCAAACAAACAUUGACUUUAUGUGAACAGUUAUAAGAGAUGUAUCAAACAAACAUUGACUUUAUGUGAACAGUUAUAAGAGAUGUAUCAAACAAACAUUGACUUUAUGUGAACAGUUAUAAGAGAUGUAUGUAACAAACAUUGACUUUAUGUAAACAGUUAUAAGAGAUGUAUGUAACAAACAUUGACUUUAUGUAAACAGUUAUAAGAGAUGUAUGUAACAAACAUUGACUUUAUGUAAACAGUUAUAAGAGAUGUAUGUAACAAACAUUGACUUUAUGUGAACAGUUAUGAGAAAUGUAUGUAACAAACAUUGACUUAUUUUUAUUGUGUGCACCAACAGCUAUAUUUCACCAGUAGUAUACUUGUAAGUAAAAUAUUUUCUUUUGGUGUUCACAAGGUGAACUAUAUUGCAAUCUUACACUGAAACCAACAAUGUUUCUUUUUAUUAUAUGCCUAAAAAAGGUAUAAAGUGACA